This is a messenger RNA of Neocloeon triangulifer, 1695 nucleotides long. RefSeq names its product tRNA (adenine(58)-N(1))-methyltransferase catalytic subunit TRMT61A (gene Trmt61). Gene Ontology annotation, biological process: tRNA methylation. The record is from RefSeq and is a predicted model, not a curated record. The coding region runs from base 73 to 966 and encodes 297 amino acids. NCBI's taxonomy places the organism in Eukaryota, Metazoa, Arthropoda, Insecta, Ephemeroptera, Baetidae. Gene Ontology annotation, cellular component: tRNA (m1A) methyltransferase complex; nucleus. The transcript is spliced from 4 exons.
CUACGUCGCCACAAGAGUUUGAAAACAACAACAACAACACGUGCCUUGCUGGUUGUUUUGAAAGAAAGAAAGAUGAGUUUCGCCGAGUUCAAGUCGAAAAUCGAAAUGGGCGACACGGUCAUACUGUACCUGUCGGUGACCUCGAUAUUCCCCCUGCAGGUCGAGGCCAAGAUGAAAAACAAGAAGGGCGAGUUGGUGGACAACGUGUUCCAGACGGUGUACGGCGCCCUGAGGGUGUCCGAGCUGCAGGGCCGGCGCUACGGCACCAAGGUGCCGCUGUCCAAGGGCUGGGCCUACGUGCUGGCGCCCACGUGCGACCUCUGGACGCAGUGUCUGCCGCACCGCACGCAGAUCCUCUACACGCCCGACAUUUCCCUCAUUUUGAUACAGCUCGAGUUGAAACCGGGCUCGAGGGUUGUUGAAGCAGGCACCGGAAGUGGGUCUCUGUCCCACUCGAUUCUGCGGACGAUCAAGCCGGACGGCCGCUUGCGAACCUUCGACUUCCACGAAGUCCGCGCCACCACCGCCAGGGACGAGUUUGCCCUGCACGGGUACACGGAACCCUUGGUCAGGGUCAUCCACAGGGACGUGUGCGCCCAGGGGUUCGCCGUCGACCCUGCCGAGGACAAAGUCGACGCCGUCUUCCUCGACCUGCCCAUGCCCUGGGAGGCAAUUCCUCACGCUAGAAACGUUUUAGUUCCUGGCGGAAGGAUUUCAAUUUUUUCCCCCUGCAUCGAGCAAGUUGUCAAAAGCAAAGAGGCGCUGCUGAAGAAUGGCUUUUUCGAGGCCGAGAUGCUCGAAUGCCUUUGCAGAGAUUUGAAUGUCCAGUACAGGACGCAUGCAAAACUCAACUUGGAGGGUCCUGAAGAGCAGCAAAGAUUCAUCACUAGUUUUCCGGCAGCAACGGUUCCUGGUCACACUGGUUUCCUUACAUUCGCAACCCUGAAGCCGUGGAGGUCUUCGUAGUUCUUAAGGUUGAUUUAAAAAAUACAAAAAUAAUCUGAAUGAAUCUGUUAAAUAAGAAUUUUUAUGUAAUAACUGUAUUUUUCUUACAACCAUUCUUUAUCUUGUGUGGAGAACAUAAUUUCUAUUUUUCAUUAAAAAAAUUCUUCUCAAUAAUGUACUUGAUUUUGAAAAUAUAUUUUUUGUAAAUCAGUUGUUUUUUCAACUGGAGAAAUUCCUUUUUUUUAUAAUUUGUAAAUAAUGCGCCGUUAUGAGAAUCUUUUGUUGUGUUUAUUUCGGAAAGAUCGUGAUCAAAAUGGUCUUGAAAUGGAUAUUUAUUUGUUGCAAAAUAGAUUGUGGGAAUUCCAGAGCAGCAAUACAAGAUGCAUUGAAGCGGGAAGUAGGAAAAUCCAAUGAACGGUAAAGGUGGCAAGGCUAAAAGUAUCCUGAAAUUAGAAAUGUAUGCAACCUGCCUUUCAGAGAGACACUGCCGGUUGCAUAAAAACUUAAAGACUGGCCGCACCGUCUGGCUGCUGCUGCCACCACUGCUUGCGGACCAAUUGCUUAAUUCUGCACUUAUAAUUUUUAAUUUUCUUCUACGUUUUUUCCAAUAAUUCAUUGCUUUCCAUAUUUAAUUGUUCUUUAAUUAAAACUGUACGCAAAAAGUUAAUUUCCAUUUUUUGUACUAAUUAUUGAAGAACUUGGCUUGGCUAUAAUUAUUGAUUAUGAAAUUGUAUGAGCAUGGUAUUACAA